Messenger RNA from Cladophialophora yegresii CBS 114405, 1008 nucleotides. RefSeq lists its product as uncharacterized. The transcript has 2 exons. Gene Ontology annotation, biological process: secondary metabolite biosynthetic process. The record is from RefSeq and is a predicted model, not a curated record. Lineage: Eukaryota; Fungi; Ascomycota; Eurotiomycetes; Chaetothyriales; Herpotrichiellaceae. The coding region runs from base 1 to 1008 and encodes 335 amino acids.
AUGCAGGACGAUAAAGGAGGCUACAGGCAGAUCAAUAAGGCGUUGAAUAUUUGUGUCUUUGAGGAUUACCUCAAGGGUCAGACUGCAGCACUUCCCUAUGUUCCAGAUGUCGAGCAGCUCACUGACAGAGUCAUUCGCAUCUUGGGCCAGAAUCCAGGAAAGUUUACCUUUCAAGGAACCAACACUUAUGUCGUCGGUACCGGUAAACGGCGGAUUUUGAUUGAUACCGGCGGUGGUGAGCCAGCAUGGGCACGGCUUGUUCAAUCAACCAUGGCGUCAAAGGGUAUCAGUCUGUCCCAUGUCCUUUUGACUCACUGGCACGGGGAUCACACCGGUGGAGUACCUGAUCUGCUCCACAUUUACCCUCACCUCCGGGACUCCAUCUACAAGAAUGACCCGGAUCAGGGACAGCAGGACAUCUCCGAUGGUCACAUCUUUCAAGUCGAAGGCGCCACUGUCCGGGCCAUCCACGUGCCAGGACACUCGGAAGACCACAUGUGCUUCAUUUUGGAGGAAGAGCAGGCCAUGUUCACGGGUGACAACAUCCUGGGCCAUGGCACCAGCGCGGUAGAAGACUUGGGUGUCUUUAUGGCUAGUCUUCAGAAAAUGUACGAUCAAAAGUGCCUGGUUGGCCACUCUGCUCAUGGCGUCACCAUCCAAGAUCUCCCAACCAAGCUCAGAGGAGAGUUGGAAGGGAAACUACGUCGCGAACGGCAAGUCAUGAACGCUCUCGGUCGGAUUCGUAGCCGUGGCGGGAGAAGUGUGGCGGUCAAGGAUCUCGUCACUGAGAUUUACGGUCAGUCUCUCGACGAAGAGACCCGUACUCUCGCAUUGGAACCCUUUAUCGACGAGGUACUGCGGAAACUCGCUGGUGAUGGGAAAGUCGCCUUUGAGAGGAGAGGCCGCGUAAAGAAGUGGUAUUCUGUGGCUGCGGCUCGAUUGACGCCGAGGGAGGUCAAGAUGCCCACGGCCGUUGUGGUUCAGGUCCAGGAGAUUUCAGUAGAGUAA